Dama dama (fallow deer) is the source of this 1645-nucleotide messenger RNA. It is a transcript of the gene STPG2, whose product is annotated as sperm tail PG-rich repeat containing 2. NCBI's taxonomy places the organism in Eukaryota, Metazoa, Chordata, Mammalia, Artiodactyla, Cervidae. The record is from RefSeq and is a predicted model, not a curated record. The coding region runs from base 1 to 1578 and encodes 525 amino acids. The transcript is spliced from 13 exons.
AUGUAUGACCGGGCUCCCCGUGUGCUUAGAUUGGCUCAAGGGGGCAGCACUGAGGAUCGUGUGGGUCCUGGAUCUUACCAGGUUCCUUACCCGAAGCAGCAGGCAACAGGUGGCUAUGCACCAUUCCUGUCUUUGACUGCCAGGGAAAGUACUUUUACUGUCAUCUCUAACACUGAGAAAGAUGUUCCAGGUCCAGGACACUAUAAUGUUUCAGAAAAGCAGUGUAAUAUAAAAGGAGGCCAAAGUCUACAAAACCGGGAAAAGCGUUUUAAGAAGUUUAUUUCAGAUGGUCCAGGGCCAGCAAGCUAUGAUCGAUCUUAUCCUGGAACACUGGCUGUCGUGAACAGGAAAACUCUGGAGGCUAAAAAGCAUCUUCAGUCAAAAAUGUCAAGGGCACUUACAGUUUUCAGAAGUGUUUAUGUUCCUUCAAUUCCUUUUGGACGGUCAUAUGGUUAUGAUAUUAAUGAGGAUGACAGUAUCAUAAAACAUUUACCACCUGCCAGUGACAACACACUAGGUCCAGCAUACUAUAAACCUAAAAUUGAUUUUUCCAGUGCAACUUUGAAAUACAAGGGGAUACAUUUUGGCAACUCUUUGGGAAGACUCCUGUUACCUAUAACAUCAGGGCCUGGUCCUGGACAGUAUGAUAUAACCCAGAAAAAGGCACCUCAUUAUGAAAAUGUAAACAUCAAGAAAGAUCAACAGCAAAAUAGCGGCUCAAAUCUCCGACAACUUUAUAAAGUAAAAAUAUUGCAGGAGGAAAAAGAGGGAGUACCAGGGCCAGGAAAAUAUGACAUUAAGAGUCAAUUUCAGAAGAAUAAAAGUACAACAUCAAAUGUAAAUGAUGCAUCACCUGCUUUUCUUUCUCAAUCCCAGAGGUUUGUCCCUGUGAAAUCAAUCACUCCAGCUCCUGGCACAUACAGUGAAUCUCGAACUGCUUUCAAGCCCUUGAAGAAAACAUUGGGAUUGAAAAAUACCUCAUUUGGUCAAAGUGCUGCUCGAUUCACACAAGACUCUCAGACAGAGAAAAUGCCAGGUCCAGGGUUUUAUAAUAUUCAAAACAAUACGUUCAUCGACAACUUUAACCAUACCUCCUGGAAGAAACCAAAGAAAAGUGCAUUUGGUUCUUCUGUUCCUCGGACUCUAUUCCUGGUUCAGAAAGAAGUUUUUACUACUCCUGGGCCUGCUGAUUAUAAGGUUCCUGAAAUUUGUGAUGAACUACCCAACUUGACUAACCGAUAUGCUGCUUUCUUGUCAAGAACAGAAAGAACUACUAAAGUAUCAGAUGUGGGUGUUCCAGCACCAGGUGCCUAUGAUGUUCAAAAAUCCUAUGAGAUGUCUCAAAUUCAACAUAAAUACAUGCCACCUCGUACUUUUGUGGCUAGAAUAAAACAUGCCUCCUUUCUUAGCACAACACCUCGGUGCCUGGACAAAGUGGAUGAUGGGCCAGGACCUACAACAUACAGUCCUGUUUUAAAGAAAUCCUGCUUUAUACCCUCAUUUGUUAAAGCAUCAAAGCGUUUUAAAGAUUCCAAAGAGAUUACUCCUGGUCCAGCGACAUACGAGAGUGCAUCAUGAGAAAUGCUGGGCUGGAUGAAGCACAAGCUGGAAUCAAGAUUUCCGGGAGAAAUAUCAAUAACCUCAG